Messenger RNA from Amoebophrya sp. A25, 4645 nucleotides. The record is from the annotation of a GenBank genome assembly. NCBI's taxonomy places the organism in Eukaryota, Dinophyceae, Syndiniales, Amoebophryaceae.
AUUUUUGUAGAUUUAGCGAGGAUGCUAGAGCUAGUAUACUAGAUUUUUAUAGAACUUGCUCGGGGUGGAGGUGGUCGUAUGAAAGUUAAUGCUGCGUGUGUGGUCGUCAGCUUUAAUGAUGUUUGGAAAGUACUUAAGUUGUGGGCGGGUGAAUCACCCAUUUUUUAUGCAAAUAUAGCGAGCGUCUACGUGAGUGCAGCUGCUUUGUAACACGCACAUGAGUAGGACACUGUCGGCUGCUCUUUUCGCAUCUUCUCGCUGGUAAAACUAGCCCUGCCUGCCAGGACCAGUAUAUCGAAGAUUCUGAGCAGAUAGAGAAGAUAGACGGACUGCUAUUUCUAAGGAGGACUCCGAGCUAGGCUCCCUGACCCUAAUGACAAAGCUUUGGGGAAAGGUCGUCGAGGUUCGAAAAUCGGAAGCCGCAACGACAUGGUAUCAUGCAGUGGUUGUCUCCGAAGCGAGGAAUGGAGAUGCCGUACGAGUGCGUUUUCCACGCAAGCUAGAGCCUUUGGCAGGUGGUGUGGACUCAGGGAUAUGCGCCUAUGAGCAAGACAAGUAUGUUUGGACAGAAAAAGUCGUUGCUCCGAUAGCAACAUGUGUGAGGGAACGCGCGAGGCCGUCAGCUGAAGGGACAUGGGAGCCAGCAGUGGACGAGUAUUUGCGAAUUUGGUUUCGAGUGUUUUUGUGAGUAGUUCUACGUUUCUUAGACUGUUCGACAACCCCCGUAAUGUGUCUUUUCGAUGUCUUUUCUGACUGGAUAGCUAAUCACAGUCUGCGAGAUUGCAUGAAAGCAGACUCGUUCACUCCACUCGGUCUCUUCAUGGGCGAGUGGCUCUGAAGUCUGUCAGAAUGGUUAGACGUCUUGCGGAGAGGUGUGGCUACUGAUGGUGCUGCAUACGCUCGGUUGACUUCUGAAACUUCGCCCAUGCUCGCAGUUUUGCUACUGCGGCCGUGCUGGUCGUGGGCUUUGAAUAUUUUUCCUUCAUUGAUGUCCAAUGUUCCUUCCACUAGGUUGGUCGAGCUGAAUUUUGAAGCCAAUGGAUACUAUCCCGGUGGGUGGGCUUUGGGGCGCGUCGCAGAGCGUCGCGACGAUUUCUUCUUCGUGCGUUUUGAACCCGAUAAAGAAUCUGGGUUCACGCAAGAGUACACUUUUUUCUUUUGUUCUAUUUUUGCCUCGUCCAUCAAAAACAUGAAGGUGAACAUUUUUCAAUUUAUUUAAUUGAUUGUUCUUGCUCAUUGCACUGUCUGCCAGUAGUUCAUCUUGAGAACGACAAUACACAGUGUUGAAUAAAAAUCCACCUAAGCUGCAGCUGCCUCUUACUCUUCGCAACUCCUCCAGCCAAAAGACGGUGAUUGUACGUAAAAACGUGCUACGGCGAGCGGGGACGCGCACACCGAUAUGUGAGAAAUUUAUCAAGAAAUUGGUGACGUUGCCGGAUCCCGAGGAUCUGCAUGCCCAUUGGCUUUUCACUCCAGAUGGACAGGAAGUUCUCUUGCAGCUGAAAAAAAAGCUGGAGCUCGUGGUACUUCUAAAUAGAACAUGAUCUUCUAACAUGAUUGGCCUCGUCUGCAAUUGCUGCGCUAGAAGAAGUUUCUCUCAAUUAAGAACUCUCAACCCAUCACGGUGUAUGAGUGGUGUAGUUUUCAAGGGAACAGGGCACGAUCCGUGACUAAGCUCUACUCAUGUCCCACAUCAAUCAGUUUGUGUUACCACCCGCGGAAUUACUUGUGGAGCGUGAUGAGGUAGGGGAAAAGACGCAAUUUACCGAGAUUGCCUUGUACUCAGGUGGAGAUGACGAGCGCAGCAAAACGAACGCAGAGCAAGCAGCGUUAUUGUUGCAAAUACACUGGUACAUGAUGUUGAUGUUUGGAUAUUAUUGUCAGGGGAAAGCGGAGAUGAUAUUCAUUCAUUGAAGUAGAAGAACAAAGGAUUCAUGUACUACCUCCUGGGAAAUCAGGAACAAGAUACACAUUUGUACCUCACAGUCACGACCAAAUUUUCUAACGAGCAGGCACCACCAGACGCGUAUUCAAGCGUUUACGCGUGAGCGUGCGAGGAAGCUGGAGGAAUUAGAGCAGCUGCGCAUCAAGGCUGAGCGCGGACUGACAAUGUCGCGCGAGGUGCCAGAUGCAGUGGUUGGCUUUCUCGUUGGGAAACAAGGGAAGAAAAUUCAGAAUCUUCAAGAAAAGUACGAUGUGGAAAUCAAGGUUUCAACGCAAACAGAUGGUGCGCCUCGUGCAGGAGGAGCGCAAGAAGCAUCAUCGAAGAACACACAGUCAGGAGCGGAAGCAACCUCAGCUGCUACUUCGCCGAGUGAUGUCCCAGCACCCCCACAAGCAGAGCCGGGGACGAGUAGCGUGGGCACGUCUUCCUCGAGUACAAGCAAAGCAGCUGCAGAGCAGAAGAUGCGUCGAGUCACAGUCUUUGGGACAGAUGCUGAAGCAGUUCGGGCGGCUUUCGAAGAAACGGACCUUACGUACUCAGAACUCAAGCUGACAACAGAGCAAGCAAAAUUCCUGCGCUCGAAGUGCCAAUUUACGACGCUGAUGCAGGACACUGGGGUGGCUUUCGCAGGGUAAUCAAUUUUCUGCUUUGUUGACUACGAGCAUGGUCUUAGCACCGGUUCUGUUCUGAGAAAAUGCCAGAUACUGCACGUGGUCGAUAAAUUGAUGAGUAUACCAUAGAUAUUAAUAAAUUUUGAGUUUGAUUCUACAUUUCGAUUUUUACAUGAACUCUGGUAAUUAUCGUAGUCGUAGUAUUUUUCCAGAUUGAUGCUGUCUUCAGAGAUUUCCUAAACUUCAUGAAAAGUCUUGGGCACUACAUACAUACACAAUAAUUUCAUAGUGCUUCACAAAAUAUGAAAUUGAAGGCCAAGUGUGUAUGAUACAUUUGCUUUGAAUGAAACAGAAAAUAUGAAUUGAAAAGCUGCUGAUAGAAAUUGAAUUUAAUUAUUACAGCUUAAAAUCAAAAUUUUUUGGAUUUCCAUUUGAUCAAAUUCAAAGUUGAGGGUUUUCUCUCGAAAAAUUUGUUUUUUAUCGAUUCUAAUUCAAAUCCAUUUCCUGGUGAGGCACUGUUGAUCGUUAAAAUGGUCGUGUCAAAGUCUAGCGAGAUUUUCUACCUCCUAGCAUCGCAGUGGAUUGGUGUAGGUCCAGUUCGUUGUUUUUUCAUAUAUGUGUCAUAGGAGUGACGUGUGAUCCUUCGAUAUGAUUUCAGUCUAUGAAAUUCGUAUUCUCCACAACUUUUCAGGAUUUUGAAUCAUCUUUAUGCUAUCAGAGAAAUUUUCAUUUUUUUUGUCUUCUUCUUCGGCCUUGCUAUUUUUAUAGCUGCGUUCUUUUCAGGUUCAAUCAGAAAAGUGGUGCGACAGUGGAGAUUAUGGGAAAAGCGGAGGAAGUCGAAGAGGCACGGAUGAUUGUAGAAAGUCACCUCGAGUAUUUUGGAACUUAUCAGACCAUGGACGAUGCUUUCGAUGCGCUUCGCUCCGAGGAGGAGACUUUCGCACGAGAAUUCGGUGGCCCAGGUAAGGGCAAUGGGAGACGGUCAAAUGCAUCCACGAAAGAAGCCACUACUGCACGACGGUCAACGAAAAAAAGAGUAGCUGAUGAGACUAACGGACGACCUAGUACGCAGGCUGGAACUGGUGGUGGUGGUGAGAGUGAGCAAGGCGAAGAAGGUGAUGGCGCUGUGAAAAAAGGGAGAGGAUCAAAGCGAGGUGGACGAGGCCGUGGGGCAGCUGCGAAGCAAGAUGGCUCAAAAGGCGAUGCCUCAACUAAAGGCAAGAGCAGAAGUAGCGGACGUGGGAAAGAGACAAACGGCACAGCAAACGAGGAUGCAGAAGCAGAAGCAAAACACAAGGCCCCGAGUGGGGAUGGAGGUGAAGCGGAUGCAACGGCGGGCGAAAAAUCAAGUACAAAGACAGGAGGCAAUAAUCGAAAGAGCAGCGCCAAGGGUGGUGGAGCGACCUUCGCAAAUCCGAAUGAGGCAGCCGCCACGCCGACAGAUGAUAUGAAGAAUCGCCAUGAUGCCGCAACUGCGAAUGGCAAUCACAAGGUCGCUCUUGGAGGUGAGUAAGCUGUACUAGUGUGCCUACUCGACUCAAUAUGCUGUCGUGUUCAACUUUCCAUCAUAUGAAGCGUCUUCAUUAUUCAAGUCAAUUUUUCCCCAUGGUCGACCGCUUCCUGAAAAUAGCAGUUAGUGUUUACCAUGACGUAAGAACAAAUUUCACUCUUUGCAGUUAUCUGCUGCAGCAUGAUGAUUUUCAGGGAUUAUAUUAGUCCUCCUUUUUACAUCCACUUUAUAGUCAUGCUUGUUCUUGUGCUUGUCCUCGUGUAACAAACUAAAAGUAACAAGUAGGUACUACUUACGUAAUGAAAUAUGAGAAGUCUCAAACAAGCAUGGUGUCACGAUCACGAUCUUCAUCAUAUACCCACAUUUCUCCUCUUUGUCUUUCCUUUAUGUAGCAUUGAUUUUGAGAAGGAGAGGACCCUCAACAUCAAAAUUUCUCACGAUUCGAAGAAAGUACCGUGAGAACGCAGUUAGCAUCGUUGAUGAGUUUUGUUGUAUGCAGAAUGACAGAGGUUAAACUCCAGCUGCAGGGACCUGCUCCACUGCUUGAAUGAUGAUGAUGGCCUGUUUCCGCCCUAUCAU